This is a messenger RNA of Mastomys coucha (southern multimammate mouse), 2704 nucleotides long. RefSeq names its product dynein cytoplasmic 1 intermediate chain 2 (gene Dync1i2). Gene Ontology annotation, biological process: transport along microtubule. Gene Ontology annotation, cellular component: cytoplasmic dynein complex. The transcript is spliced from 19 exons. Lineage: Eukaryota; Metazoa; Chordata; Mammalia; Rodentia; Muridae. Gene Ontology annotation, molecular function: dynein heavy chain binding; dynein light chain binding. Bases 222 to 2165 code for a protein of 647 amino acids. The record is from RefSeq and is a predicted model, not a curated record.
UUGCGGGCUCCGCCCCAGGAUGUGAGGUGUGGUUGUCCAGCUUUUGCCAAAGCGGAAACACUUCGGGCCCCGGGGCCGGUGUGAAUCUAUUUCACCCGUCAGAUUCUGUUUUACAAAAGGACGCCGCGGAUCAGCGGUGGCGACAGUUGGAGAGGGACGUUCCCGGGAAGUUACCGGCCAGAGAAAUCUAUCUCCACCCUGCCACCUGACAGGUCACAACCAUGUCAGACAAAAGUGAAUUAAAAGCUGAGUUGGAACGUAAGAAGCAACGGUUGGCCCAAAUCAGAGAAGAAAAGAAGAGGAAAGAAGAGGAAAGGAAAAAAAAGGAAACUGAUCAGAAGAAGGAAGCUGCUGUUUCUGUGCAAGAAGAGUCUGAUCUUGAAAAAAAAAGAAGAGAAGCGGAGGCAUUGCUUCAAAGCAUGGGGCUGACUACAGACACCCCUAUCGUCCCUCCUCCUAUGUCUCCAUCCUCCAAGUCGGUGAGUACGCCAAGUGAAGCUGGAAGCCAGGAUUCCGGAGAUGGCGCCGUGGGAUCUAGGACGCUGCAUUGGGAUACAGAUCCAUCAGUUCUUCAGCUUCACUCAGAUUCCGAUUUGGGACGAGGACCUAUUAAACUUGGAAUGGCCAAAAUUACUCAAGUUGACUUUCCCCCUCGAGAAAUCGUCACAUAUACAAAGGAAACUCAGACCCCAGUUACAACUCAACCCAAAGAAGACAGAGAAGCUGAAAGAAGAGGUGAUUAUCAAGGCUUAUCAGGUAAUGAGGAGGAGGAAGAUGAUGUAGCGAUUCCUAAACCUCCUGCAGAACCUGAAGAAGAGAAAACUUUGAAAACAGACGAGGAGAGCGAUAGCAAAGCACCCCCCCAUGAACUAACUGAAGAAGAAAAGCAACAAAUUUUACACUCAGAAGAAUUUUUAAGUUUCUUUGACCAUUCUACACGGAUUGUAGAAAGAGCCCUUUCUGAGCAGAUUAACAUCUUCUUUGACUACAGUGGGAGAGACUUGGAAGACAAGGAAGGGGAGAUUCAAGCAGGUGCUAAGCUAUCAUUAAAUCGACAGUUUUUUGAUGAGCGUUGGUCAAAGCAUCGAGUUGUUAGUUGUUUGGAUUGGUCAUCCCAGUAUCCAGAAUUACUUGUGGCUUCCUAUAAUAACAAUGAAGAGGCUCCUCAUGAGCCUGAUGGUGUGGCCCUCGUGUGGAAUAUGAAAUACAAAAAAACUACCCCAGAGUAUGUGUUCCACUGCCAGUCAGCUGUAAUGUCUGCUACAUUUGCAAAAUUUCAUCCAAAUCUUGUUGUUGGAGGUACAUAUUCAGGCCAAAUUGUGCUUUGGGAUAACCGUAGCAAUAAAAGAACUCCUGUCCAGAGAACACCACUGUCAGCUGCUGCACACACACACCCUGUCUACUGUGUAAAUGUUGUUGGAACACAAAAUGCUCAUAAUUUGAUUAGCAUCUCUACUGAUGGAAAAAUUUGUUCCUGGAGUUUGGACAUGCUUUCCCAUCCACAGGAUAGCAUGGAGUUGGUUCAUAAACAGUCAAAGGCAGUAGCUGUAACAUCCAUGUCUUUCCCUGUUGGAGACGUCAACAACUUUGUUGUGGGCAGUGAAGAAGGUUCUGUGUAUACAGCAUGCCGCCAUGGCAGCAAAGCUGGAAUCAGUGAGAUGUUUGAGGGACACCAGGGACCCAUCACUGGAAUCCACUGUCACGCGGCUGUUGGAGCAGUGGACUUCUCACAUCUGUUUGUCACUUCGUCUUUUGAUUGGACAGUAAAACUUUGGACAACUAAGAAUAACAAGCCUUUGUACUCAUUUGAAGAUAAUUCAGACUAUGUCUAUGAUGUUAUGUGGUCACCCACCCACCCAGCCCUGUUUGCCUGUGUGGACGGCAUGGGGAGACUGGAUCUAUGGAAUCUCAACAAUGACACAGAGGUACCAACUGCCAGCAUUUCUGUGGAGGGCAACCCUGCUCUUAAUCGUGUGAGAUGGACCCACUCAGGAAGAGAAAUCGCCGUGGGUGAUUCUGAAGGACAGAUUGUCAUAUAUGAUGUGGGAGAGCAGAUCGCUGUUCCCCGAAAUGAUGAAUGGGCAAGAUUUGGCCGAACACUUGCAGAGAUUAAUGCAAACCGAGCUGACGCAGAGGAGGAGGCAGCUACCCGAAUCCCUGCCUAGCCCUGAAAAGUGGCUGUAACCUUAGCGAAAUUGGCAAAGAUGAUUAAGUAGAUCUUAAACUAUUUGCAUGCUUCUGAUUAAAUGAGUAUUAAAAGAAAAUUCCAUGGAUAAACUGGGUUUAAUACAGGAAGCGAAGCUUACAAUGCCCUUUUUAUAUUAUAUUCACUUUGUUUUUGAUUGGUGUCAUUUUUAAUACAGCUGACAACUUUACAGAAUGCAGCCUUUUCUGAAUUCUAACACAUGGGUGUAUAUUGUUAAUUAUUCUUUUGGAUUCUUUUGAACUUGUAAUACUAUAUAUAAUUAUUUCUAAAGCACAGAUUAAGUAAGUUCUGCAUAUUUCUAAGUAGCCACAAUUCCUUAUUACGCACUACAGUACAUGAGUCCUUGUCAGUUCCGUUCUCCCUGUCCUGAGUGUGUAGGAAUAUUGUUCUUACUCCUAGCAUGCAGUCACCUACCUGUUCUAAGUUUUAUGUUGAUGCCAUUUUCCUUCUCUAUAGUUCUAUGGUAGUUAUCUAUAAAUAAAAACAAAUAUAUGCUAA